Molecule: messenger RNA, 3174 nt
Organism: Coregonus clupeaformis (lake whitefish)
Lineage: Eukaryota; Metazoa; Chordata; Actinopteri; Salmoniformes; Salmonidae
Product: cardiomyopathy-associated protein 5
Exons: 4
Coding region: 292-2988 (898 amino acids)
Source: RefSeq, a predicted model, not a curated record
UGCUGCAACUGUAUAUGAUGUCUAUAGGUAGCCUACACACCCUGGGUAAGGAUACACUUUUCCCCCACGAAAAAUAGUUUUACAGCUAUAGUUAUUGGUCUUAUACGUCAACAUUAGUGUCAACUGUCAAGGGGUGACAGAUUUUGAAACCCUGGAUGCCGUUCUUUCUAUUUCAAGAUUACGCUGAGCACAAAAUCUCUGAGCACGUUCUCUAACUUGGAAUGUCAUCAACGUUGCUCUGCCGAGUGCGGAUAGGAAGCCAUUGAAAAUAGAUGAGAAGAACCUGCUACAAUGGAUACAAUGGAAACGGUGGAAUGUAUCAGGAUAGAUCCAGAUACUCUGACAAUGCUAGAGGAUGAUGUGGACAUCACUGAGGGAGUCUCCCAAAUCAAUGACGAGGUUGAGGAUCUCCGCAACAGUUUGCGAUUGGCGGUCCAGGAUGAGGCAGUGCGUCCCAAGAUGCAGUGCUUAAUAAUGGACCCCUCCUUCUCCAUGGUUACAGUGCAGGGCGAGGACAGCGGCAUCCAAUGGGAGACCAGCUCCAGCCGCUGCUCCACCCCCUGGGGUUCCGAAGCUGAACCCACCCCUACCGUCGCAUCGGAAUUCUGCUUUCCCAUCAACGAAAGGUCAGUUUCACCUGGAUUAGGAUCUGGAAUGGCAGGUAAAAUAACCUUUGUCAUGGAUGAGGCGAUGAUGGUGAGGAGGCCAAGGAUGAAAAUAAGUAGUGGAGGAGGAUGCAGGAGCCGGGCUGACAGACGGAGACGGAUUCCUCUGCCCACAGGUGAUGACUUAGGUAAGUUGGUUGAGAAGCCAGAGCUAGUGGAGGUGUCCCUGCCCAACGUGAGGGCAAAGGGAGAUGGGGAGGAGGAGGAAACGACAGAUCCCAAAGAGGAGAAGAAGCAGAAUUUGUUCCGCCUGGUGUCAGAAGGCUCAGAGAUCCUGAACAUUGUGGUUCCUCCCAGGCUGGUGAGCAUAGACGAGGAGGAGAGCCAGGGCAUGGUGGACAACCUGUCUUACCUGGAGGAAUCCACCUUCACCAAACCCAGUAACGAAACCAUAGAUGAGGUGUUUGAGGAGGACAACGCACCACCAGAGGAGGGUGGAGAUCAAACGGUGGAACAUACUGAGUCCUCCCAUCUCACCAGACCUGAUCAGACUGACCCUCCCGGGGCUCCUGUGGCAAAGCAGCCCAGACGAGGAGCCACCAGUGACAUGGACUACUUUGAGACAUUUACUCAGAUGGAUGAGCCUGCUCCAGGAGGCCCCACCAUAAUCGAAGAAGGACAGGAGGAUGAGGAGGCAGACUGUGGAGAGGAAAACCAGCAGGCGAGUGAGGAGCCGGAACAGCCCCAAGAUGCUGCACCUGUGACCAAAGACCUGGGAGGUUCCAACACAGGCGUUAGCGGAGAAGAAAUCUCCAGUGACCAUCUGGAUGAGGUGUUCUACGGCGGUAUGGACGAUAUGCCUUCUAAGAACUAUCUGGAAGUAGAGGAGGACGCAGUAGACAAGUCACCCAAGUCCCCCCUGAAGGAGAGUGGAUCGGCCCUCUUCGGCAGCGAGGAGACCGUCCUCACCCCCAUCUUCCUCCCCUCAGGACCCCCCAAAAUCAUCAACCCCACUCUGCUAGAAGAGCCUACGGCCAUGGCCUUCCUUUACACAGACCUGUAUGAAGAGGCGGUGGGCAGCAGGGAAGGAGUGAAGGAGGAAGACACUGAGAGUAUGACCUCUGAAAGGUCCUUCCACAGCAGACACUCAGACCGGGAGGCCAGGGGGUACCUGGAGAAGUUUGUCCUGAAGGACGAGACUCCAAUGGUAGAGCUGGAAGGGGAACCAGCAGUAGAGGAAGGCUUCAGAACUUGGGCACAGGAAUUGUACACGCUGAACAACUUUCUCUCACACCCUGACGAUGCAGUGACAGAAGGGGAGAUCCAGGAGGUUGAGCAUGACAUGACAGAUUUUUUCCGGACUAACGCCAGUUCCUCUCCAUCUGAUGAUCGGUACAUCCCAUCACUGGAUAAAGAAAAGAACCAUGCAGAACCUGUGAAGGAGGACAAACAUGUUAAGGCAGACAAUGUUUUAAAGACGGUGCAGGAAGCACCUCAGCCUCAAGCGGUUGAUGAACAGAAAACCCCAGAGGAGGAGAACAAGACUCAGGGCGUUGUCACAGAUUUAAAUGAUACGCCACUCUCUGACCCAGAGUCUUCCUCUGAGGGGGCUGGUGGAGGGAGUGUCACUGAGCCCCACACAGACCUAGACCUCUCAUUCAAACAUGAUGCUCCCACAGUGGAACUACAAACACUCCCAUCUCUGAGUGACAGUGGAACCAAUCAGGAAGCUCCAAAGCCAGUAGCCCCGCCUAGAAGGAAGCCAGCUGCACUUCCCAAGAGCUCUCUGAAACUAGCGCCACUGGCUCGAGCCCAGACCCCAGUUAAGAUCCUGGAGGAGGGAGUAGGGGAUGGAGGGAAGGAAGAGAGGGAGGAGGAGAAAGAGAAGGCUUCACCAGCUGAGACUGCUGAUGAGGGAGAGGGGGAUGGAGAGACGGGACAGAGGGAGGAGGAGAAAGAUAUGACAUCACCAGUUGACAGCUCAUCCUCAUUUUACCAAUCCCAGAUUGCGCUGGUCUCAAGUAUAGCUACUGACCCAGCAAAAGAAGGAGGGAGCAAAAAGGCCUUAGAGACUGAACCAGUAAAUGCAGAGGACAAAAAGACUGAAUUGGCUGAAGGAAACACAGAACCACCUCAGGCUGAGGAGAGUGACAGCCCCAAGCCAGAGACUGACCCGGUAUUGACAGGACAGGACAGUAAAACAGAACCAGCUAAAGGAGAGGCUGAACCAGCUGAGUCAGCUAAGCCAGAGGUUGAACCAGUGAAAGGAGGGGGCAGCAGUGAGACUGCAUCAGCUACAACAGGACCUAGCCAGACCACUUCUUCCGCUCCUGCCCCAGUGACUGACCCAGCCAAAGAUAGCGGCGGAUGCAUCAUCCUUUAGCCUUAUUUAGGGGGAAAUUACUAUAUCCUUUUUAGUCUUAUUGGCUUUAUGCUGCAGCAGUUUGAAAUUGAGAGGUCAAAUUAUGAAUUGAAGAAAAAAUGACAGAACUUCACCUUUUUUUCUCAACCUGGUCUCAGAGCAUUUCGUAUUAUUUUGUAUGUAAAUCUGAGACACUCCAUUUAAUAU